Pocillopora damicornis (cauliflower coral) is the source of this 3214-nucleotide messenger RNA. RefSeq lists its product as uncharacterized. Lineage: Eukaryota; Metazoa; Cnidaria; Anthozoa; Scleractinia; Pocilloporidae. The record is from RefSeq and is a predicted model, not a curated record.
UCUUACAGACAAGGAAGAAAGCAGAAAAUUGUCGCGUCCAGUAUCGUUAAAAAGCUUCCGGAAGGAAAAGCGCGAUGGCGAUGUUACCAGUGGUGCUGCCUGUUUCAAAGAGGCCACCACAGAGGCCAAAGCUGCUUCACGUGCUCCAUUGUCAGGCGUCGUUGGAGACCAUAAGAAAAAGAAGGAAGCGAAAGCUGGUGCUGACACUAUGGGUGAUAGUCCUCAGAAGGCUUCGUGUCGAAGCAAUAAAACAAGAUCAGGACCAACAAAGGUCAAAAGGAAAGCUCCACCACCACCUCUAACUUCUUCUGAUAGGCCUACCGUUUCUCAUACCAGUCCAUCCCAAUCUGCUCCGUCUCGUCCUAUUCCGGUCCGCCCUGCUCCUCCUCCACAGCGUCAACCACGUCCUCGUAAGGCAGCUCCACCUCGCCCCCCUCCACCAACUAUGAAGCAGCCUGGAAAAAAGAGUGGCAUUGCAUCCGAUGCAGCUGGCAAAGGACCGAGUAUUAUUAAGAAAAAGACAAACGAGAUUUGCAAAUAUCCAAAGGAUCUGAACCCGUUUGCAAAUUCCAGCAGUGCACCGAUAAUGACUGCCCGUCGCAGAACAGCGAUAAGGCCCUCAGAACUACUUACCAAAGGCGCAGAGGAAGAAAAAGUAAUUCCAAAAGGGAAGAAUAUCCAAUGGAUAAAAAUCAAUUUAAUGAUACUGAUGACACGAGGGAAAAGGUCUCCAGUACUCGUCGCCAAAGGCUUAGAAGAAAACGGAAAGAAUCGAAAAGUGAAGAAUACCCAAUGGAAGACGAUCCACCCGGUGAUGCUGAAGAGAUGUGCGACAAGCCCUCUAACACUCGUCGUCGAAGGCGUAGAAGAAAAAGAAAAGAGUCUAAAAUUGGUGAUGAACACUGCCACAGUAGAAGAGGUGCAAGUAAAGAGUACACAGCAAGGUUUGGUUUCCAACAGUGAAAAGGAAGAACAGGGUGGGCGAGCAGAUUCUACUGACUCAAAGGCCCAGUCAUUCCCAUCUGAUAAAGAGGUCUCUCCUGACGUUGUCCCUUCCACAAACAAGGAUAAUAGCUGUGCAAGUGCCGGAUCAACAAACCUUGAUACUUCGACCGCCAAAGAUUUUACAGAUGUUGACGAGAGACCAAUUCUCAAGCAGGCAGAACCCUCUGAGCAAGUUAGUGAUAUGGUAGAGUGCCAGGGUGCAGACGGAUAUGCCUUCAAUUCAAGGAAUCAUUGCUCAGAGUUGACCAUUCACCUAGAUGCAGAACUUCAGGUUGUCGAAAGCGAGUUGCUUUCUCUGCAAAAGGGUAAUGAACAGUUUCGAAGGAAUUUGAAAGAAGAAAAUGAAGCGACUACGUUACUCUUUUCCCAGGAAGCAAUCAUGAGUUUUUUGAAGAAAAUGCAGAAGAAAGGUCAAAGUAAAAACCAUCGAGAAUUGUACUUCAGAGCUUCGGUUCCUUCUCCAACUCUGGAAUGUGUCGAAGAUAAAUGUCUCACAGACAAGGAAGACAGCACGAAGGAAGAAAGCAGAAAAUUGUCGCGUCCAGGAUCCUUAAAAAGCUUCCGGAAGGAAAACCGCAAUGGCAAUGUUACUAGUAAUAUUGCCUGUUCCAAGGGGGCUACCACAACGGCCUCUGCUGCUCCACGUGCUCCAUUGUCAGACGUGGUUGGUGACCACGAGAAAAAGAGGCAAGGAAAAGUUGGUGCUGACACUAAGGGUGAUAGUCCUAAGAAGGCUUCGUGUCGAAGGAACAAAACAAGAUCAGGACCAACAAAGGUCAACAGGAAAGCUCCACCUCCGCCUACUUCUGAUAGGCCUUCCGUUUCUCAUACCAGUCCAUCCCAAUCUGUUCCGUCUCGUCCUAUUCCGGUGCGCCCAGCUCCCCCUCCACCGCGUCAACCACGUCUUCGUAAGGCGGCUCCACCUCGCCCCCCUCCACCGACUAUGAAGCAGCCUGGAAAAAAGGGUGCCAAAGGACCGAGAAUUAUUAAGAAGAAGGCAAACGAGAUUUGCAAAUACCCAAAGGAUCUGAACCCGUUUGCAAAUUUCAGCAAUGCCACCGAUAAUGACUACCCGUCACAGAACAGCGAGAAGGCCUCUAGACCUAGUCGCCAAAGGCACAGAAGAAGACCAAAGAAUUCUAAAAGUGAAGAAUAUCCAAUGGAUAAAAAUCCAUUUACCGAAACUAAUGAGAUGAGGGAAGAGGUCUCCAGUGCUCGUCGCCAAAGGCUUAGAAGAAAACGGAAAGAAUCUAAAAGUGAAGAAUACCCAAUGAAAGACAAUCCAUCCAGUGAUGCUGAAGAGAUGAGCGAGAAGCCCUCCCGCACUCAUCGUCAAAGGCGUAGAAGAAAACGAAAAGCAUCUAAAAGCGAAGAACACUCAAUUAAACACAAUCCAUUGAGUGAUUCCGAUGAGGGGAGGAGCUCUUCGUGUUCGGAGUGGAACGAAACUUCUGACAUGUGGUCUGUUUCUUCAUUGGAAGAUAUUCAGUUUGUGGUGAACACUGCCACAGUAGAAGAGGUGAAAGCAAAGAGUACACAGCAAGGUCUGGCAACCAACAAUGAAAACGAAGAACAGGGUGGGCGAACAGAUUCUGGUGACUCAAAGGCCCAGUCAUUCCCAUCUGAUAAGGAGGUCUCUCCUGACGAUGUCCCUUCCACAAACAAGGAUAAUAGCUCUGCGAGUGUCGGAUCAACAAACCUUGAUGCUUCGACUGCCAAAGACUUUACAGAUGUUGGCAGUCGAAGGAUCCUCAAGCAGGCAGAACCCUCUGAGCAAGCUAAUGAUAUGGAAGAGUACCAGGGUGGAGACGGAUCUGACUCCAAUUCAAGGAAUCAUUGCCCAGAGUUGGCCAUUUACCUGGAUGCAGAAUUUCAGGUUGUCGAAAGCGAGUUGCUCUCUCUGCAGAAGGUGAUGGUUAAAUUGCAAUCAGAGAUGAAAGAGGCAAUGGACACUAAAGAUUGUGAGGCCGAGUUUGAAAGCUUAUCGCUUGACUGGUUGACGCUCAACAAGUUCCGUUCUGAACUUAACAAAAGGAAAAAAGACCUUAUUGUUCUUUCCAAACAAGAAAACCAGAAGGAGUGUUUGAAGUUCUUACGUGAGGACCUGAAAUGCCUAGUUGAAGUCAAAAGUUGGAAGAAGACAAAAGAGCACAGAGCUCAGGUGAAGAAUGUCUUGGAUCUUAUCCUCAAGUUGGCCAACAUGGCCUGA